Molecule: messenger RNA, 471 nt
Organism: Lachancea sp. 'fantastica'
Lineage: Eukaryota; Fungi; Ascomycota; Saccharomycetes; Saccharomycetales; Saccharomycetaceae
Source: the annotation of a GenBank genome assembly
AUGUCUGCUAUCAUUAGAGAGGCCGCAAGCCAACUGGUCAAGAGCUUAGAAAAGCUGCCCCAAGAAAGAGUAAAGCAUAUCGUGUCGUUGAAGGAAUCGCAACUGGAAAGGUUUAGACCGGUUGCAGGAAUGGAAAGUACUACGCAGGAAGCCAAACAAAAGCCCUCGUUACAAGAUAUAAAAGACAUCAUCAAUAGAACAUCGGGCCCUCUAGGAAUGCAAAAGGACGUUUUGGAAAAAGUCAACAAAAUGCUUCCUCAGGAGCAUUACAACGUGGAAACACUGCAGGAACAAACGCAUGCAGUGAACAAUCUUCUGAACAACAAAUACAAAAACUACUAUGCUGUUGGUGACAAACUGAUGAAACCGCAGGGCAAUGCUAACUACUACCAGCGUUUGAUGGAUGAAAUUGAGGGUAAGCAAAAGGAAACGUUCUGGUCAGCGAUGAGAACGGUAGUGUUCGGAAAAUAG